Messenger RNA from Pogona vitticeps (central bearded dragon), 7251 nucleotides. Its product is annotated as receptor-type tyrosine-protein phosphatase V. NCBI's taxonomy places the organism in Eukaryota, Metazoa, Chordata, Lepidosauria, Squamata, Agamidae. Gene Ontology annotation, molecular function: protein binding; protein tyrosine phosphatase activity. Gene Ontology annotation, biological process: peptidyl-tyrosine dephosphorylation involved in inactivation of protein kinase activity. Gene Ontology annotation, cellular component: signaling receptor complex. The record is from RefSeq and is a predicted model, not a curated record.
CACACAGGUUCUCUCAAGAACAGACAAACUCGCUGAGCACACGCAUACACUUCUGAACUCCCCAGCAAACUGUCUGGUGUAGCUGGCAUCCUGCAUGCCAAAGUCCUGAUGUCACCCGUGAAUGUGGGAAGUCUGCAGGAGUUGCCGGAGGGACAGCUGGAUGAGGGGCAGCAGCUUCUAUUAGAAGAGGACUAACUUUGCUGUGUGUGUGUCCACCUCCCUGCUUCUUCUUCCUCUCCCCAGCCUCCUGUGCACCAGAUGCUGUUGCUACUGCUGCUGCCCAUAGUGUGGGCACCUUUGCCAGUACAUCCUCAAAGCCCAGUUGAGGAUGACAGAUGUAACCAAACAGACUGGCAAAGAGUGGAAGGCAUGUCUGAUGAGAAAGGAUACCUCUCAGAUAUGAAUGUCAGCAACCACAAUCGCUCUAAUACUCUCUUCUUGACGUGGAAAAGACUCUUGGGAGACAUCCAGGGUUUCUCAGUACGUCUUUACAACCCAGAGGGAAACACUCUGCUGCAAAAUGGAUCUGCUGGCCCCAAUGCUACUAGCUUCAGCUUCCAUGAUUUAAUUCCUGGGACACAAUACCAAGUUGAAGUCACUGCUCUGUGGACCUGUGCACGGAACUCCACCAGGAGACUCAUGGGACAGACAGUUCCUUCACCAGUGAAGAAUGUUAUGUUAAAUCAUGAGAGCCCUUCAGUAUUACUGGCAUCUUGGAGUGAAGCCCCUGGUGGAAAGCACGGUUAUCAGCUUGUCCUUUAUCACAUAAAAUCCCAGGCACUUGUCAGGAAUGUAACUGUCUCCAAAAAUGUCACCACCUUCCGAUUUGAGAAGCUUCUAUCUGGCAAUGAAUAUGCCUUACAAAUCACCACACUGGCUGGAUCUUACAAAGCAAGCACCCGUGCACGAGAGUGGACAGCUCCUGUUGCACCCAAGGCACUAAAAUUCCAAAGCAAAAGCUCCAGUUCCAGUUUGAUUGCCUCAUGGGCUAGCAUGGAAGGAGCAGAAUGGCUGCAUUUCACUCUCCACAACCUCCGUACCCCAGCAGAGAGUACCACGGUGUCAAUCAAGAAUGGCCUGUCAAACUAUACCUUCCAGCACCUACAGCCAGGUACCCCUUAUCGACUGGAGGUCAGUGCUGCAGUGGGGCCCUACCGAGUGGAGGCUGGCAACAUCACUGCCUAUACACACCCUCUGAGGCCAAUCAAUGUAAGCUUAAUCAACUAUGGCAAAAAUAACUCUUUAAAAGUAUUGUGGAAAUCACCAGCUGGAGAAAGAGAAUUAUAUCUGGUGUCUCUGCAAGAGGGAGAUAACAGCACACCCAUCAAGAACGUGUCAGUGGGAGAGAACAGCACACGAGUCACCUUCCAUAACUUGAACCCUGGGACACGCUACACAGCUUGGGUGACAGCUGUUUCUGGGCCUCAUAAGGCGCCUGCAAAAAGCAGCCCUGCUUGGACGUUUCCUAUAGCUCCAUUAGGUGGGAGUUUAUCAAGCCUAGGAAGUGCCCAUAUGCUUCAUGCCCAGUGGCAAGAAAUGUCUGGGAGUGGCUAUGUGGCAUCAUUGUAUACCAUGGAGCCCUACAUGCUGGUGCAAAACAAGUCAGUGGCAAAGAAUUAUUCCAGCCUCCAUUACGAAGGAUUAAGCCCAGGCACACACUAUGCUUUGGAGAUCUGCACUAUUGCUGGGCCCUAUAUCUCAGCACCUCUCCGCCUGAGCAACUGGACAUAUCCCUUGCCUCCAGAGCAUCUGAGCCUCAACAAUGAUGGCCACAGCACAAGAUCCUUGCGUGCUUCCUGGGAAAAGACCUCUGGAAGCAGAGGCCAUUAUGUAGGCAUUCUCUUAGAAACCAAAUCCCAGUUGGGGGUCAAGAAUGUGACGGUGUCAGAGGACAAACAAAGGACCAAUGUCAGCUUUGAAGGGCUGAUCCCUGGACGUCAGUACACACUGAAGGUGGUAGGGGUGGCUGGACCAUACCAAUCUCUUGUUCAGACAGUUAGUGGCUGGACAUACCCCUUGGUUCCCUCAGGAUUGACACUAGUCAGUAGUAGAUGGUCCUCCAGUCUUGUUGCCUCUUGGAACCUACCUUUAGGAGACAGAGACCAGUUCUUUCUACGAUUCUAUAGCCAGGAGCACCCUGCACUGCAGAGGAACAUCACAAUUGGACCAGACAUGCAGAAUUUCACUUUUGAGGGCCUUGUUCCUGGCACACAGUAUUUUCUGGAAGUUACGACUCUGGCAGGACCAUACCGGGCCUCAUCACAUGUGGUAUCUGCAUGGACACAUCCAGUAUCUCCAGGUAAUGUGAGUGUGAAAUGUGGCCAGAGCCCUCAGCAGCUCAUUGUCUCCUGGAUGGAAUCAGGGCACGGGCGAGAGUACUGGAUACAGCUGUACUCAGAUGAAUCCCUCUCUGUUAUUCGCAACAUGUCAGUUCCACAUGGAAUGACUCAGGUAACUUUAGAUGGCCUCAUACCAGGAACCCGGUACCGUGCUGAGAUUGUCUCCAGAGCUGGACCUCAUCGCAUUUCCUCACAAACAGCCAUUGGCUACACAGUGCCUUUGAUGCCACUUUCCGUUCUGGUGAACAGCCACGGUACCACAAUGUUGACGGCACAGUGGAAGGCCCCACCUGGACAGAGAGACAGCUACAUGGUCUCUGUAUCAGAAGAGGGAACCCCAGACACCAGAAAUUAUGUGGCGGUGGAGAAAACCAGUACCAAUGUCACUUUAACAGGACUAACACCAGGCACAUGUUACCAUGUUACAGUGUGGUCAUUGGCUGGACCGUACAGCUCUGUUUCACAGAAUGGUACAGCCUGUACCGCCCCUGCUGCUCCUGUGAACGUGACUCUGAAAAAUAGUGGCAACUCAUCUUUGCUUUAUACAACCUGGGCAGAGCCUCCAGGAGGCAGGGACCACUACCGGAUGGUCCUAUACAGCGUCGUGCCUCCAGGAAUGGAGAGGGUUCAUGUUGUGAAGCCGGGCACCCAGGACUUCCUCUGGAGAGAGCUGCCGGCAGGAAGCCAGUUUGCUGUACAGGUUAUUGCAGUGAAAGGCCAAGCUGAGGCUUCUUCCACCAUUGCUGUCGAGUGGACAUCCCCUCUUCCUGCUACUUCUAUACAAAUUCAGAAUGAGAAGUACCCCGACAAGUUGAGUAUAGCCUGGGCGCAACCCACUGGGAGGCUGGAAGGCUAUGAGUUGAACUUAUACCAACCAGCAUUGAACAGCACAAUAGUCCAAACAACUCUGGGGAAAGAUGCCAGCAAUUUCACCUUCUCAGGUCUGACGCCAGGAGUCAAGUAUGUGUAUGAGAUCAUCUCAAAGGCUGGACCCUACAGGAGUUCAGCAGGAAACUUCAGUGCUUGGACAUACCCUCUGCCUCCUCGCAUGGUGCGUCUGUCAAACAAAGGGCACACUGACAAGCUGAGCACUGCCUGGCAACCCACUGGAGGAGACCAAGAUGGCUAUAUGUUAACUCUGUAUUAUGCUGGAUCAGGCACUGUGGUUGCCAAGAGAUCGUUAGAAAAGAACGCCACCAAUUUCACCUUCUCAGGCCUCAUGCCAGGAACUAAAUAUUUGCUAGAAGUUGCUUCCAUGGCAGGGCCCUAUAGGGUACCAGCAGGGAACAUCAGUGAUUGGACAUACCCUUUGGUUCCUGGGAAACUUUCCAUAAAGGCUGAAAAGGGAAACACAGCGGCAUCUGUAACCUGGGCAAAGCCCCUCAGCAAACCAGAGCGCUGCCAGCUACAGCUGUGGUAUCCAGGCAACGACACCAUGCUACAGCACCAUGUCUUGACCCCAUGGCAGAUCCGACAUGUUUUCAAGGGAUUGGUUCCAGGGAGAAAUUAUUCUGUCUCCCUCAGCUGCACUGCUGGACCCUACAAGAACAGUUCUGAGAUGACAGAAGUGGCAAUAGAGCCUUUUCAGGUGAAGGACUUGCAGUGUUUGCCUGACAUCACCAGCAUAUUUCUAAACUGGACCAUCCCUGGAGGUGACAUUGAGUCCUAUGAGUUGGCAAUGGAGACGUUACCAAGAGGAGGCCCCCAGGCUGUAUCUGUUCUGGCUGUUUCCAGGGCUGACAUCACUCUGGCAAAGCUGACUUCAAACACUCUCUAUCAGAUCAGUGUUAGAGCUGUUGGCAAGAAUGGCAUAAGGGGCCCAGCUGUGAAGGUGCACUGCAACACCUUGGAGGAAGUCCUUCCACCACCUGUGAGAGUGGACACUCCUCAGUUUGAUGCCAGCUCCAGAGUCAUCAUUUUCCCCGAUAUGUUCAGUGAGGAAAAUGGCCUCAUCGAAUAUUAUGGGGUGGUUGUCACCACCAAUGAGUCUUUAUUGAGACCUACCCAAGACAUCAUCUCUCGCACCUGGUAUGACCACUAUUAUGGGCAGGAAGACUCAUACUUGGCUCUAUUGGUCCCAAACCCAUUCCAUCUCAAUGAAAGCACCAGUCCGAAGGCCUGGCCAGUGACAGUGGGUACAGAGGAAUGCAGCCACUCUCGGAAGACUUGCAAUGGGAAAUUGAAAACGCAUGCACAAUACAGGUUCAGUGUUGCUGCAUUCACCAGAUACAGCCAACGAGCUCCGAGAGUAUCGUUCACAGCCUUUUCAGCAGUAGGUGCCUCAGCAGCUUCUGCUACUGUGUCUGCCCCAGUUAUCACUGGGAUUAUUAUGGGAUUUCUCUUGACUAUCACAACAAUUGCUGGGUUGAUUUUCUGGAGGCGUCAAAAGGCAAGGAGAAUGGAAAAGGGCAAUGUACCCCAAGAAAUGGCCACAUACAGUCUGAGAAACACCCACCGUCCAAUCCUGCUACAAAAUUUCAGGCAAUAUUAUGAAGCAAAGGCAGCAAAUUCCAACCAAGGAUUCUUUCAGGACUUUGAGGAGCUGAAGGACGUGGGGAAGGAGCAGCCUAAAACAGAAGGUGAACUUUCUGCCAACUCAUCCAAGAAUCGAUACCCCCAUGUUCUACCAUAUGAUUACUCCCGAGUAAAGCUGAGCCCCUUGGAUGGAGACCCCCAUUCUGACUACAUAAAUGCCAACUUUGUGCCGGGUUACAGUUCUCCACAGGAGUUCAUUGCCACACAGGGGCCCUUGAAGAAAACCUUGGAUGAUUUCUGGCAGCUAGUCUGGGAGCAGCACAUCUGUACCAUUGUGAUGCUUACUGUGGGCAUGGAGAAUGGACGAGUACUAUGUGAAUGCUACUGGCCCUCGGAUUCCAUUCCUGUCUCUUCUGGGCAAAUCAGCAUCCACUUGCUGGCUCAGAAUUUUGCAGACGAGUGGGCAACAAGGGAAUUCAAACUCCAACAUGAAGGGCUAAAUAUGGAACGGAGAGUGGUCCACUUGCAUUACACAGCAUGGCCUAAUCAUGGUGUUCCUGAGUCCACAACCUCUAUGAUUGCAUUCAUAGAGCUGGUGCGAGCACACAUGCAAAGUGCAAAUGAAACUGGACCUACAUUAGUACAUGGCAGUGCAGGUGUGGGGCGGACAGGCACCUUCAUUGCUCUUGAUCGACUCUUGCAGCAGUUGAAGCAUGAGAAAGUGGUGGACGUAUUCAAUGCCGUCUACAGUCUGCGGAUGCACCGCCAUCUAAUGAUUGAGACUCUGGGACAGUACAUCUUCCUGCACAACUGCAUUUUAGAAAAGAUCUCUGAAGAGCCCCUUCAUGACCUGUCUGUGGUAGAGGUCUCACAUCCUAUUCCUCUCAAGAAUUUCCUUCAGCAUCAUGCAAAAAAUUGUAGCAAUGCCAAUGCUGGUUUCCUGAGAGAAUAUGAGCAGAUGCUCUUGGAGGCUGCAAAAGAGGAAGUCAGUUCUGCUAUUGUGUCUUCUGACAACCAACAGAUCAGCCUUGACUCCAGCAAGAGCCAUUACAAUCGAUCUAAAGUGAAGUUCUCACCCGUAGAUCGAGAUCCCUUCUCUGACCUCCCACACGUCUGGUUCAUCCCUGGUUGCAACUCAAUCAAGGAUUAUAUAGCUAUUGAAGGACCAUACAAACUUGCGUUGGAAGAAUUCUGGGGGCUAAUCUGGGAACACGGAGUCCACACCAUCAUCACUCUACAGAACAGUACAACUCCAGACAACUCAUGCUGGCCCUCCGAGAGUGAACCAGUCUGCACAGAAAGGUUGAUUGCACAGAAAGGUCCAGAGAAGGUCAUUUCAGGAUGGCAAUGCGUUCAGCUCAGACUGAAAUAUGUACGUGAGUUGGAGAAAAAGGCUAAGGAGAGGCUGCUGCAACGGUUCCGGUUUCCUUUGGGAGAAGGAGAAGACUUACCAGACCCUGAAAUCCUGGUGGGCUUCCUCACCAUGGUCAGGGAACUAACGCCAUGUCGGAAGAGAACCAGCCCCUUUGUUCUGCACUGCAGUUUGGGCAAUGUGAGUCAAAUGGGGGUGCUGAUUGCCUUGGACACCCUCCUGCAGCAGCUGAAAGAAGAGAAAAGUGUGGAUGUCUAUGGUGUUGUUUUGAGACUGGUGAAGAGCUGCUGCCUCAUGACCCCAACACUGGACAAGUACAUCUAUCUGUAUGAAUGCAUUUGCAACAUCAUGACCCAGAAAUAAGUUUAGGCUUUGCUCUCCACUCUCUGUGGAUGAAUGGGAUGCAGAACCUAGCAGUACCGUGGCUACAGGCUGAACUGAAGUGCUCCUGCACACAGAUGGGCAGCCAGCUCAGGAACCUCCUAAUUUUUUUUGCAGAAGAUGCUGAUGAGAGUCAGCAGUACUGAACUGCCUUUGACAUUCCUAGAUCUUGAUUAGAAGGAACAUAAAUCUGCUGAAAAUAAUCUCUGGUGCCUCAGCACUUCUGUGCCAAAGCCAUUUACCUUCUUCAGGAUGUGAAAACAAUACCUGCUUCACGUCCCCCUAAUUUUUGUCCAGUUGUCUUUCUGGAACUUGGGCAUUCCAAGGCUGUCAUACACAAAUCACAUAGUCAGUAGGCAGCCUAAAAUUGGGAUCAAGAUAUCUUCUAAAGCCAUUGCAUACAUUUGUGGCACAGCAGCCUUCAGGAUAACUUGCGCAGUUCUUCUUGUUUCGUUUUAAAAACAGAUGUAAGAGAAUAUGCAGAAAAUGUGAUGGGUAGGGCUCUCGUGUGGCCCAAUGCCUUUCUCCUCCCAUAAGCUUGAGACUAUCUUUGCACUAGGAGAGUUGACUUGUGAUCGUAUCAGUCCCAAUUCUUUAUCUGUGGUACAUCAUUUUAAAAUGGGGUAGAGAGAAGAGUUGAAAUGAAUGCAUUCUUCCAAUAGGACAAUAUUACCCCAGUUUUUC